AGCUUCGGCUGAGAACUUUAAACCAUGUUAGUGAAGAGAGAACCAAUACAGCAAAGUGGUUGUAAUGGUUGUUGGCCGAUCCAAACGACAUCACAAACACCAAACUCACUUCGUUAACUCCGCCACCUCCAACGGACCUCUCAAAGCUUUCGUAGUCCUCAAACCUCUUUAUCUUCCCCACUCCAUUACUCUCCCUCAUUUUCAGUAAAAUCCUGCUCUCUCUCUCUCUCUCUCAAAAAUGCAAUCUUCAAUGUCUCUCUCUCUAUCUUCUCCUUCUACGAUCACCAGGUCUAAUAGCACCAAAGUCGACCUCUUCUCUACCAACAAUUCACCCACGCCGCGCGCAUUGCGGUUUUGUGGUCUUAGAAGAGAGGUGUUAGGGUUCAAAUCCUCGAGUACAUCGAAUUCGACCGCAUUUCUUGUAUCCUCGAAACGACAGCACGUGAAAAAUGUAUCAGCGUCGUUGUCGGGAAACGGGACUCCAUCGAAGGGCUUUGAUUAUGAUCUUGUCAUCAUUGGAGCCGGUGUUGGGGGCCACGGCGCUGCUCUUCAUGCUGUUGAGAAGGGUUUAAAAACUGCUAUCAUUGAGGGGGAUGUGAUUGGGGGAACAUGUGUAAAUAGAGGUUGUGUUCCUUCCAAAGCCCUUCUUGCUGUGAGUGGUCGAAUGCGGGAGCUUCAGAACGAACACCACAUGAAGGCUUUUGGAUUACAGGUCGCAGCUGCUGGGUAUGACAGACAGGGAGUUGCUGAUCAUGCAAAUAAUCUUGCCUCCAAAAUUCGAAUUAACUUGACCAAUUCAUUAAAAGCUAUUGGUGUUGAUAUAUUGACUGGAACUGGAAUGAUUUUGGGCCCACAAAAGGUGAAAUAUGGCAGUGACAAUAUAAUAACAACAAAAGACAUAAUCAUUGCUACUGGUUCUGUACCCUCUGUCCCCAAUGGAAUUGAAGUUGAUGGUAAAACUGUGAUAACUAGUGAUCACGCACUCAAAUUGGAAUUUGUUCCUGAGUGGAUUGCUAUUGUAGGAAGUGGUUACAUUGGUCUUGAAUUCAGCGAUGUGUAUACAGCACUUGGAAGUGAGGUUACAUUUGUCGAAGCUUUAGAUCAGCUCAUGCCUGGAUUUGAUCCUGAGAUUGGGAAAUUGGCUCAGCGGGUUCUUAUAAAUCCUCGAAAAAUAGAUUAUCAUACCGGUGUAUAUGCAAGCAAGAUCACUCCAGCAAAGGAUGGAAAACCAGUAACAAUUGAGCUUAUUGAUGCGAAGACAAAGGAACCAAAGGAUACUUUGGAGGUAGAUGCUGCCCUCAUUGCAACUGGAAGGGCUCCAUUUACGCAGGGACUUGGUUUGGAUAAAAUUAAUGUACAAACACAACGUGGAUUUGUUCCAGUUGAUGAACGCAUGCGAGUGAUUGACGCAAAUGGCGAGUUGGUUCCUCACUUAUAUUGCAUUGGUGAUGCAAAUGGGAAAAUGAUGCUUGCUCAUGCAGCAAGUGCACAAGGAAUCUCUGUUGUUGAGCAAGUUUGCGGGAAGGACCACGUGCUGAAUCAUUUGAGCAUUCCAGCAGCAUGUUUCACUCAUCCUGAAAUCAGUAUGGUUGGAUUAACAGAGCCUCAAGCGAGAGAAAAAGCUGAAAAGGAGGGAUUUGAAAUUAGUGUUGCUAAGACUAGUUUCAAGGCUAACACAAAGGCCCUCGCUGAAAAUGAAGGGGAGGGACUUGCUAAGUUGAUUUACAGACCCGACAGUGGAGAGAUCCUUGGUGUUCAUAUAUUCGGAUUGCAUGCUGCAGACCUCAUUCAUGAAGCGUCCAAUGCAAUAGCUAUGGGCUCUCGUAUACAGAGGUGGCCAGGCACACCUUUUGGUUUUGUAAUGUUCAAUCCAGAUGGGAGCUUGGAUGGAAAUCCAGGUAUCAAAGUUGGGGAGGAGCCUCAAGCGAGAGAAAAAGCUGAAAAGGAGGGAUUUGAAAUUAGUGUUGCUAAGACUAGUUUCAAGGCUAACACAAAGGCCCUCGCUGAAAAUGAAGGGGAGGGACUUGCUAAGUUGAUUUACAGACCCGACAGUGGAGAGAUCCUUGGUGUUCAUAUAUUCGGAUUGCAUGCUGCAGACCUCAUUCAUGAAGCGUCCAAUGCAAUAGCUAUGGGCUCUCGUAUACAGGACAUAAAAUUUGCUGUUCAUGCACAUCCAACCUUGUCAGAAGUUCUUGAUGAACUCUUCAAAUCAGCUAAGGUUAAAGUUAACAUUUCUAGUCCAGUUGGUGAACCUGUUGCAGUCUAAGCUUCUUGGAGUUGUAUAAUAUAUCGAAUAUAUGAUUACACAAGGUUUCUUAGAAGCUCCCUAUGUUCUUCAAAGAGGAAAUCGACACAGAAGAAUUAUACUAAUUGCUGUAGUUUCUGUCAUUUUUGGUUUAAUAUUUCGUCAAUUUGGUGUCAUACACCUUGAGGUGCCAUCUUUUACUUUCCCAGACUUGUAUACGUGCACGAGUUACGUUUUUGGUGAUAGAACUCAGUUUUGUAAUAUGUAGCAUCUAAAACAUUGGCUUAGUGGUAGAAAAAUGUUGAAUUCGAAAAUAAAUGAACAAUUUUACUUGGACAAAGAGGCAGUUUGUUGAGGUACAGAGAUUACCUUACUAUCAAGUUUGAUGCAAG
Messenger RNA from Ilex paraguariensis (yerba mate), 2637 nucleotides. The record is from the annotation of a GenBank genome assembly. NCBI's taxonomy places the organism in Eukaryota, Viridiplantae, Streptophyta, Magnoliopsida, Aquifoliales, Aquifoliaceae.